This is a messenger RNA of Vigna unguiculata (cowpea), 1485 nucleotides long. Its product is annotated as patatin-like protein 1. Gene Ontology annotation, molecular function: monoacylglycerol lipase activity; glycerophospholipase activity. Gene Ontology annotation, biological process: lipid metabolic process. NCBI's taxonomy places the organism in Eukaryota, Viridiplantae, Streptophyta, Magnoliopsida, Fabales, Fabaceae. The record is from RefSeq and is a predicted model, not a curated record.
UUUCACACCCUUCUUCAAUUCUCUCUUGAACACUUUGAUAAUGUCUUCAUUACUCUUGUUUACUCUGGUGUUUUGCAGCCAAGUCAUGGCUGCAUUGAACACACCAUUGCCACCUCCAAGCUAUGGAGAUAAAGUUUCCAUUCUGAGCAUAGAUGGUGGUGGCAUCAGAGGAAUUAUUCCUGCCACUGUUCUUAUUCACUUGGACAACGCUCUUAAGGCAAAGGAUCCAACAACAUCGUUGGCACAUUAUUUUGAUGUGAUAUCAGGAACAAGCACCGGUGGACUCAUGGCUCUUAUGUUGGCAGCUCCAAACUCAUCUCACUCCCAUCGUCCUCUCUUCACUCCAUCACAAGUCGUACAAUUCUACAAGAAAAAUGGCCCUGAUAUAUUUCGUAGUCAUCAUCUUUUUCGUUGUCCCAAGUACGAUGGAGAGGCCUUAAGACAAAAAACUACUGAGUUAUUGAGGGAAACACGACUGAGUGAGACAUUGACGAACGUGGUAAUACCAACCUUUGACGAGAAGAAAAUCCAACCAGUUAUAUUCUCAAACUACAAGCUGAAGAAAGAAAGUCACUUGAAUGCGAAACUCUCAGAUAUAGGUCUUGGCACUUCGGCUGCACCAACUUUUCUACCAUCCCACGAAUUUGAGAAUGAUGGUGUUCAAUUUGAUUUGAUUGAUGGUGCUAUGGCUGCUAACAACCCAGCCAUGGCUGCUGUGAGUGAAGUGAUACAAGAACACCAUGGGGAAAAGGAAAUAUUGUUGCUGUCAUUAGGAACUGGAAUACAAAAAUCUAAGGACAAAUUAGGUGGGUACUUUGAUCUUGGAUGCCAAGCUUCAUGGCUACCUUGGCACAUUAAUACUAUCGGUGAAGCUAUAUACAGUACAGACAUGACUCAUUACUACCUUGCCACAAUCUUCCCUGCUCUCUUAUCUGCAGAUAACUAUCUUCGAAUUGAGGAGUAUAACCUGGAUCCAUCCAUGGCAGAAAUGGAUAAUGCUAAUAAGAAAAACAUGGAUAACCUUGAAAAGGUGGGAAAGGGCCUUUUGACUCAAAAAGUCAAGAGGAUAAAUGUGAAUACAUUUCUCCCAUAUGAACUCGACCAAACAAAUAUUCAAGCUCUUGACAGGUUGGCUGAGAAAUUAUAUGCAGAGAGGCAGUUGCGUCUGAAAAGGAAAUCUAUGGAAAAAGGAGGAAGAGGUUUCGUAGAAAGUGUUGAAGAUCUUUUCGAUGGAAUAAGAGCAACUUGAGUAUUAUGCUCUGUUUAUCCAUGUUUGUUGUAACAUAUGUGUGUUGUGUUGGAAUAAGGUUGAAUGGUUUGGAGUAACCAUGGAUCAUGUAAUAAUGUUCGAUGCUUUUCUGUUGAUGUAACUUAAUUGCUAGAACUGUGUAUUAUAAAAAGUGAUCCCUUGUUUGGUGCUUUUCUUUUUGUGGUUUGUAAGAUUUCCUUGUCCAAUAUUAUAAAAGAUGUGUUUAGUGGGUAUUA